AUGCCCAUCAAAGCGCGUUGCUAUUGCGAAGCGGUGCAGUUCGAGCUUGACGAGGAUGUUUCGGCGUUGAGCGGUAUUUUCUGCCACUGCCGGUGAGCUUUGAAAGCAUAGCAUUUCUAUCGCUCGAUUUAAGCAGGCCAUUCACUCGUUGCCUGUCCCACAGCACGUGCCAGAAGUUAUCCAACGACCGCAGCUACAACAUUACUUCGAGUGAGGACAAGCUCAAAGUGACGAAGGGUACCCCCAAGGUCUUUGACGAUCAGAAAGCCGAUUCGGGCAAGUCGAUUAAGCGUUCGUUCUGCGGCGACUGUGGCUCGGCCCUUUUCUCCAAGCCCUCGAGUCGACCUGGCGCCGUCUUCGUCAAAGUCGGUGUUCUUGACGAGGCAGCCAAGGUCAAGCCUGGUGCUGAGAUCUACGUCGACAGUCAGUUACCUUUGAUCGAUGCCCAAUCGGAUUUCAACACCAAGAUCAAGCGAUUCGAAGGCAUGAUGGCGAAGGAGGUCUGA
This is a messenger RNA of Microbotryum saponariae, 506 nucleotides long. NCBI's taxonomy places the organism in Eukaryota, Fungi, Basidiomycota, Microbotryomycetes, Microbotryales, Microbotryaceae. The record is from the annotation of a GenBank genome assembly.